ACACUACUCUCAUUCUCAUGUCCUCACGCGACGUAGAUCGCAUUAAUAUCUCUGCCGCCCAGCAGACCCUCGACAUUCUGCAUGAGAUGUCACAACUUCUCAACACCCAACUCGACAAAGAAACGCUGACAACGUGUGUACGGAUGAUCGAGAGUGGUGUUAACCCAGAAGCUUUGGCGGCCGUUAUCCAAGAAUUGAGGCGGGAGAAUGCCAACCAACGUAGUCAGGAGACAAGGGCGUCAUAAGAGAGAAUCAUGUACAAUAGCGUGUAACUGUAAUAUCGGUGUCUAUUACACCUUGUUUGGCUCCAACCCGCUCCUACCUUAGCGUUUGCUCAUCGACGACCACGUUCUAGCCCCCCGGGCAUCCAUCACAUUCGUCCCACGGCCGCAAGUCGCAUUUGACCUACUGCCAUGCAGCCCAGCGAAUACGACAUUCUCCGUGAGGUCGAGGCUCUGCGGGACAUCCGACGGCGGUCUACGACACCGGGUGCACUCACCAUCGACCCCGACCUUCCCAAUCAAGCCCCGACAUCUCCCACCAACCCGUACAACCCCCAAGACGCUUCCACCAGCGCCAAUCCAUCACCGGACGCCGUGUCCAAACCUUCCGACGACCCAUUCCACCUUUUUUGGGUGCCCGCAAGUUUGCACCCCGAGAUUGCACCGCAAGAAUUCCGCGCAUUCCUCAAAGAACAUGCCCGUAAUCCCCCCUCUGACGACGAAAGCCAGUCCCUCUACCGGAGGCCUUCGAACGCCUCCUCCGGUCUUGGCCGCAAAAAAUCCAUGCUCAGUCGCCAGUAUCAGCCUUCCGAGAAUGACUCUAGCGACGAAGCGGUGGUUCCGCUGCGCAGAAACAACUCGGGAAUCUACUCUUCCAACCAAAACCUUGGGCCACAACUCACCAUCGCGGACUUGCAGAAGCUGGAUGAGCUGGCGGAGGAGGCUUCGGAAAGCGAUGAUCCUGCGCAACUGAGGAGUAUUCUGCGCCGUAGCCUCAGUCUCAACGUGUCUCCAAGUGCACUCGAUGCCGACGAUCUCGGCGACGAAGCGGACCAGCCCAUUGUGGUAGCUCCGCCGGGGCAAUUUCUGCGGCGUACUGCACGGACUCGUAUCCGCAAGCCCGGACUGCCUGGUGACGGCGGUGGACACCGAUUUAACGAACGACGCCGCGGACCUUCUUCGCGAUCCAAGGCAUCUCCGACUCUUCAGCGCACAUCGAGUGAUGUUUCGUCCAGCGAUCACGGCGAUUCCUCAGAGUCGUUCUCCAACUCUAUGCCCACGCCCAGGCCGCGUGCCGCGUCGAACGAGGGCAUGCUGACAGGUGCACAGCGUCCUGACUCGUUCAGUGAAGAGGCGCUCAUCUAUGAAGCCUAUGCGCGUGAUCAUGAUGAAGAGGAGGAGGAGGAGGAUGUACCUCCCUUACCUCCAGUGGUCAUCACUGCGUCGCCGUCUGCCGGUGGCGCCGAUUACGAGGAGCCGGCCCCUGCUAGUGCUUUCCAGUCUGAACCGGAGCCACCGUCUAUCCUCUACCAACCUCAGCCCACGCGUCUAUCAGCACCUUCCGGAUCGGAUACAUAUCAGGCCCAGCAACCCGGCUCGCGAACACCAUCACCGUCCUCCGAGUACGAAGUCUCUACCCCGACAGUUUCACCCGAAACAUACAGUCCUGCCGGGACUCCCACGGGUUCACCUCCACCGCCACCAUCCUUUCUGUCCACGUCGCCAUCACCACGGAAGGACAAGGACAAGAAGGGCCUGUUCAAGUGGGGGAGUGACAAGGAGAAGGAAAAGCCGGCCAAAGGGUCUAAACGGGUCGAGAAAGAGCGCGAGAAGGACAAAGACAGCGGCUUCUUUGGGUCUUUGUUCGGAAAGAAGAAGCACGAUUCGUCGGUGCCGGAGCCUGCCGGGCUUCACGGCGGGCGGGAAGCCGCUCACGCGCUCUUAGGACAAUCUCAACGCGCUCCGCGGUCGCCGGGUGCCCCGUCGCCACUUGCGGGGGUGCCGGAUGCGAUGCUGGGUGGGAUCAACAACUACUCCCGGUAUCCGAUCCAUGUCGAACGGGCGAUCUACCGACUGAGUCACAUCAAACUGGCGAACCCGAGGCGACCGUUGUACGAGCAGGUUCUGAUCAGUAACUUGAUGUUCUGGUAUCUGGGUGUGAUCAACAAGGCUCAGGCUCAGGCCCAGGAACAACAACAGGCCGCCCAGGCCGAGGAGGACGAAUCCGAGGCUGAGCGGGAGGCAGCUGAGCGGGAGAGACUAGAGCGGGAGCGGCAGGAGAAGGAGCAGCGAGAGAGAGCAGAGCGAGAGCAGAGAGAGCGGGAGGAAAUGAAGAAGCGGGAGGCCUCGCCACGGCGGGGAUCGUUGACGAAGGCUGUUCCGCCCGGGGCACCUCAGCAGCGGCGAGCCGAGAUGCCUGUGAGGGGCCCUCAAUACGAGAUGCAGCACCGAGUGAUGGAGAAGGAGUAUGCGGGCUACAACGGAAACGGGCCUGCGCGGACGAGCUCUGCUGGGGCUCAGCAGCAUGGAUACUAUUCUCCCGGAGAAUCCAUGCAGCAGCAGCAGCGGCUUCCUCCGGGUGCAAUGGCACCUGCAGAUCACUCUUCAUGGCAAGCAUCGCCGCGCACGCAGUCUGCGUCUCCUCCGCCGGCAGCCCAGCGACGCUCGCGCUCGCCGCCGCCGCCAAAUAUGUACAACGCAGCCGGUGGGCAAGGUGGUGGUGCUCGGCUGGCAGGCCGAUCUUUAAGUGCGACCGCGGCCAUGCCCUCAGCCGCACAGCCUCCUCCGAUGAACGGCAAAAUCCGGAAGGGUCAAAGCGCACACGCUGGAGUGCCUGCCAAUGCUCGACGACCGCAGCCAGCCAACGGAGCGCCGAUUGGCGAAGAGGAGGACAUGCCGCUGGCGAUGUGGCAGCGGCAGCAGAGGCGAUGAGCCCUCGCCGCCUACCCGCAUCUAGACACUCUUCCUUGUGUGGCUCACAAUUACACAUAAAGCCAAUCGGCGCUUGCCCAUGCUAAUCACGGACUACUCUACGCCAAUCUCUACACUUCUGAUGAACUGCUAAAUCGUAUAUCCUCCUCCCAUUGCUUUCUUUUUGGUGUUUUAACACAACCUUGUAAUCAUUGUCAGAGUGUGGGACACAGGCUGAACCUGCAGGAUUGCCCAGGGUCUGCCCGACUGUACCCGCUUCCUGUCAAGUAUCUGAGGCGAUACACGCGAUCGCGCGAGCCAGCAGAUCGGCUCCUGCGCGUCCAUAUAAGGAUGUUCAUCCAUCUGCAUAUGGGACCGCAAGCGAUAUUAAACUCGGCGGCAUUAGAGUGUACUCAAGGAUCAUUUUGAGGGACUCCGACCUAUGGGGUUCUCCGGUGACCGGAUGCUUACUACGAACUGCACGCUCAGCACGCCAGUGUGUGAGAAGGACUAUGACGAUCGCUCGACACUAGACACCAUCAGAAGCGGAGGUGUUCUUCGACGAAUCGACAGUCUCCGACGAGGACAAAAAAGGAUCAUUGGUGCCCAGCUGUCACUGACAGUAACUGUAGCAUCGACAUUGGAUAUCACCUGACAACGCUACAGCAAGCGAUCAUUUUCGGUUUCAUAACGGCCUCGACCUCUGUCUGGAGUCUGGACCAGAAAACCUGUCCCUCGCGAACCGAUCUAUAAGAAUGAUUCCGGAGUGUGUAGAGAUCCUUCCUGCGUCGCACCUAUGGCUCCGCUGUCUCCCCGCCACCCUCGAAUCCUAGUUGUACGCGAUCCCGAAGGCUGACUGUCCAAUGCAAACGACUCAACGAUUUGGAAACACAGGUCGGCGCUGGUCCGUCGGGCUUAGUCAUGGCUCUCGCGCUCCUCAAGCAUGGCGUUCCUGUUCGGCUCAUCGAUAAAGAGACCAGUCCGCGGAUGGGGCAGCGAGGGGCGGGCAUCAUGGUGCGCUCAUUUGCAUUUCUAGUCGAGACCGCAGGACUUGACACGCCGGUUCCAGCCUCGUUCGAUGGAACUCUUCCAAGCCCUCGGUGUCGCUGGCGAGAUCCUCACGCGUGCUAUCGCGGCGCCGCAGGCCGUCAUGUACAAAAUGCCCGACGGAGUGCAGGUCCUCAGCAAGUUCGAUAUGUGGCCUCCGACCUCCUCGCAUACCCAGCGUCCCUACCCGGAUGUGGUCAUGCUCGGGCAAGAUCAUCUCGAACAAAUUCUGCGAUCGGAGUUGCGACGGUUGGGAUGUGAACCUGAAUGGGGAGCCUGUCUUCUCUCCUUCGAACAGCGUGCCGGAGAAGGCUGCGUUCGCACUCGCAUCUCGCGUCCAUCGGAUAACUCGGAGGAAGAGACUGUGGAGACACCUACGUUCGAUUACAUCGUUGGGGCGGAUGGGGCUCGGGGGAUGGUCCGCAAGGCCUUGGGGCUCUCAUUCCUGGGCGAAACGCGUAACGCCGAGAAUAUCAUGGUCGGGGAUGUCAUGGUGCACGGCCUGGACUCGAAGCAUUGGCAUAUGUGGGGCGAAGUUGGAGAAAAGUGGAUCAGCCUGAGACCGACUGAAGUUCCGUUCAUGUACAACUUUCUGUUGACCGGAGAAGGGAUCGACCACCCGUACCUCAUCGAACAUCCGGAGGAAUUGAAACCCAUCUUCGAAGAAUACACCGGCAGACGCAAGGAUCUGGUAUUCGGAGACGUCGUAUGGUUAUCGCAAUACAGGUGUGUGCAUCUGCUGGCUGGUGUCUCAGAUUGCUCACUCCCUCA
Molecule: messenger RNA, 4730 nt
Organism: Mycena citricolor
Lineage: Eukaryota; Fungi; Basidiomycota; Agaricomycetes; Agaricales; Mycenaceae
Source: the annotation of a GenBank genome assembly